UCUUACAAUUAUUAAAAUAAAAAAAAACAGUUAUGUUUUCAGUGAUGUUUAAAUCUUAGACUUCUCGCCCUUUACACACACAUCGCCCGAAUCUGACCGCAAUGGGAUCGCUCCAGAGGCUUGCUGUUGAUAUACACUCAGGCGAACACAACUUUUAUUUGUUAGCGUUUGUUCGUUAAACCUGCAGUUUUAUGUAAAAUGUAGACUAUUUGAACUAAGACGCCCCAUCCUUUUGUUUCGAUUUCCUUUAGGGGGGUUCAAGCCUUUAUUCGGGGAGUCUGCUUUCCCCAGAUCCACCUCAAUUCGUACUGUGCAAUUUUCUUAAUCUACUCAUUCAUAUAAACAAUUCGAGUGUCACAUGAAGGCGGGGCUCCCUGUAACUCAAUAGUGACGUGAUGAGGCUUGUCUUGGUUAAACCUACCAAUGAAACAGGCCUUCUUGACUCCACCGGGGCUACGCGCAGCGAAAGGGUGCCGGAUCAUUGCAACGCAAAGCGGCACUCCGCCGCAGGUGAGGCGGGGAUGCAGCAUCGCUACUCGGGAGCCGUCCAUCAGCACCACCACCAUCAACAACAACCCACGGAGCAUAGGGGUGGCCCUGGUCAGACCGCGCACCCCUUGCCAAAACAGAGCCAAGAGAACCUUCCCAGCCCUUUCAGUCAGGAAACACCGGUCAAAAGCCAAGGGAUCAACCCAAGUCUCGCAGACCGUUCCAAACCCCCCCUAAGUCGGCAGCAGAGUGUUGGAGGGGCUGCCAAAACUGCGAAUUGCCAACAAGAUCAUUGUUCGUGCAGCUGCGUAUUGCAAGAGCAUCAACAGCUGUUGCAGCAGCAGCAGCAGCAUCACAAUCCUCCACCUUCCCUCCAGCUACAGGUUCAGCAGCAGCGCCUGCUUAGGAGCAGCCUGCCCAACUGCUGCGUGAGGGGAUCCGGGGAGCUGAGAAGCCAGCAGUCAGCUUUGCUGCAGCAGCACCGUGACAACGACAGCUUGAGAUCAGGCGAGCAGCGGAAUCUAGCUCAUCACGGCCGUGCGUGGACGCCUGAUAGAUGCCAGGGAGCCAGGAACUCCGUUUCGCCGCGGAGUAAAAGCAGCCCGCUGUCAUCUGACAGUCGCCUGUGGUUCGAGGAGAAUAAACACAGACACGAAGGCUAUAAGGUGAAUGCGGAUGCCAACAGGCUGAGCCAUGCUGGAUCGCGGCCUUCCCUGUCCCACGGCGGCCCACAGUAUCCUCAGAUAGCCAUGAACAGCUGCAAGUACAAUGGAGGCAUAGUCAGACCACUCAGCAGUCUGGGGGCGUCCCGGAGGAACCUAGCAGAGCUGGACUCUGAGACACAGCCUUUGCAGACCCUACACUCUUCCGGCCUUGAGGUGGUGGUCUCCAAAGGGAACGGGGAAGACCCUAGUAAGCAGUCCACUGAGAACCUUGUGAGGCAAAGACCAUGCAGCGCUCCGCAUAAGAAGAACAAGGACAUUGGCCAUAAGCUCGGGCACCGGAGGGUGCUGUUCGAAAAACGCAAGCGCCUUAGCGACUACGCCCUGAUUUUUGGAAUGUUUGGGAUUGUUGUCAUGGUGACGGAGACCGAACUCUCCUGGGGAGUUUAUACAAAGGAAUCCUCAUAUUCAUUUGCACUGAAAUGCCUUAUUAGCCUCUCUACUGUAAUUCUGCUCUGUCUGAUCAUUCUGUACCAUGCACGAGAGAUUCAGCUCUUCAUGGUUGACAAUGGAGCUGAUGACUGGCGGAUAGCCAUGACAUACGAACGUAUCUUCUUCAUCGUUUUGGAGCUGCUGGUGUGCGCCAUCCACCCCAUUCCAGGUCAGUACGUCUUCACCUGGACCGCCCGCCUGGCCUUCACCUACACCCCGUCUGUGGCGGAUGCAGACGUGGAUAUCAUCCUCUCUAUCCCCAUGUUCCUGCGGCUGUAUCUGAUUGGCCGGGUCAUGCUCCUGCACAGUAAGCUCUUUACGGACGCCUCAUCACGCAGUAUCGGAGCCCUCAAUAAGAUCAACUUUAACACACGCUUUGUCAUGAAGACUUUGAUGACUAUCUGCCCAGGCACGGUCCUGCUGGUUUUCAGCAUAUCAUCAUGGAUCAUUGCUGCUUGGACAGUGCACGUCUGUGAGAGAUAUCAUGAUAAAGUGGAAGUCACCAGUAACUUCUUGGGAGCCAUGUGGCUGAUCUCCAUAACCUUCCUGUCUAUUGGUUAUGGAGACAUGGUGCCCAACACAUACUGUGGGAAGGGAGUGUGUCUUCUUACUGGGAUCAUGGGGGCCGGUUGCACUGCCCUAGUGGUGGCUGUCGUGGCCAGGAAGCUAGAGCUCACCAAGGCUGAAAAGCACGUCCAUAACUUUAUGAUGGACACUCAACUCUGCAAAAGAGUGAAAAACACGGCUGCUAAUGUACUCAGGGAAACAUGGCUAAUCUACAAACAUACAAAGCUUGUGAAGAAGAUUGACCAUGCCAGGGUCAGGAAACAUCAGCGCAAGUUUCUGCAGGCCAUUCACCAACUGCGAAGUGUGAAGAUGGAGCAAAGGAAGCUGAAUGAUCAAGCAAACACACUGGUGGACUUAGCAAAGACACAGAAUGUGAUGUACGACCUGGUCUCAGAGCUGCAGGAGCGCAGCGAGGAGCUGGAAAAGCGGAUCGGUCACCUAGAGACAAAACUGGACUCCAUAAACAACAGUCUGCAGGCUCUGCCUGGCCUGCUCUCACAAGCCAUACAGCAGCAACAGCACCACCUGCUGGACGGGCUGACCCAGCGUGGAUUCACUCUCACGCGCCCCUCCUCGCAGACCUCCGAUCGCUCCUGGGCGUCAUCCGUGCACCAGCGGAGAUCACCCUCUACUGCACCACACACGUCCUCUGAUAGCGGCUAGCACGCUCACACACUCAAAAUCAUACUCUAAUCCUACACACACACUCCUACACACCUCUAUCACCAACUAACACUGCUAAAUAUACUUUUAGUACUGAAACGUUAAUAAGAAUGACAACUUCAACACACUGGAAUAAAAAUGUAAUGAAUUAACUCAUCAUGGUAGAGAUAUGGUUUAUGUUUAGCCAUUGUAUGGCUGUUUAACGUUAGCUUUUUUGUAAAGCCCUUGUAUAGUAUGGACUGGAUUCAGACUGCAGGGGGUGAAAUUCUGUUUGGAAACAGAAAAUUUAAUGGAGCUAACCUCAUGGAAAUACAGAGGAUUGAGAAGGAAGGAAAAAUGGGAGAGGAAGUCACCAGACAGGCAGACAUUAAAGAUAUAUGCUAAGUUCUGAAUAGCAUACUAGCAUGCUACUUACUCUUACUGCAGUAUAUAUUUGUAUACAGUAUGCAAAUUGUCUGUAUGCAUUAAAAUUCCCUGGCAUUUAUCAGAGAACAGUGCGUUGAAUACCGUACCUAUAUCAAGUUUUCUUUUUCAGUGUUAGUAGUUUUAAGAAUAAAACAUUUUGACAUUAAAACAAGAUAUUUUUUACCCAAAAUUCAGUUAACCCUCAUGUUGUCCUUGGUCAUUUGAGACCAAAUAAAAUGUAUGUUUUGAAAUGUUUACAUUUUUUACUUCAUCGGAAUGGAACAAAACUUGGGGACUUUUGUGGCACUUGCUAAACAACUAAACAUACAAUCCCUAGUAAAAAAAAAAAAAAAGUAAUGUAUUUAAAAUACAUUUAUUUCAUAAAAAGUAUAGUUCAAAUCUAUUAACAUAUUUACAUAACAUAUUAACUGACAUAUUGCUUGAGACCUACUGAUAUAAAAAUUAUAUUUAAACUUUAUUUGGAGCACUACUUGUCUACAAUGUAAAAAAUUUUAAAUAUUAAACCUAAAAUGUGUUUUAACUAUUGAUGAAGAUUAUAUGAUCUUUGAAUAACAUUGGCCUUUAAAUGCAAGAUAUUUAAAGUGUAUCUGAAGUAUACUUGCAAUAGUUCCACUUUAGCACAAUCAAAUAUACUUCAGUAUACCUUUAGAUGGGCUUCAGCAAUACUUCAGCACAAUUAAAAGUGCAUCAAGUACAAAACUAGUAGUUAUAAUUUAGCAGACUUGAAGUAUAGCAAAGGUACAAUUGCAAGGUAUUUCUUAUAAAAUAGUACAUAAAUAUGUAAAUGUAUUUGUAGUAUACUUAGCAUGAAAUAAAUGUAUUUCAGAUUCAUUUUACUAUAUUUAUUUUUCACUAGGUAUGUUAUAAGAUCAUGUAGCAACAGAUACACAUUUUUUGAAUAUUGCAAAUUCAGUGGGAGAAGAAGUUCUGUAUACAGUAUAUACUGCACAGUAUUGAGUACCAUGCUGCUAUUCUUAUCCAUUAAAUAUAAUUGUUGUUCUCAUAGAAGCUGAGGAAGGUCCUUUGGAAGUCCCAUGUUCAGAUUGAUUAAUCAUUACUAGAUAAAAAAAAAAAAAUGCAACCAGAUAUAGGAAAUGCCUAAAAACAAGGAAGAAGGAUAACAUUUUAUUGUCAAAAUAAUAUUUUACAAAUGAAAAAAAAUGUAGCUAGUCCAAUUCAACUGAUAAAUGUUUCCAUGAGCCACACCACACAUUUUCUUUAUAUUACACUGAUGACAUUCAAGGUCUUAUAGAAUAAUAUGCAUUCUCUCUAUAGAAAUAAACAAUAUUCAAGCACACUUUUUCCAACGAGUGUGAAAGACAAAAUAAGAUUCUGCCAAAGCUUCCAAAGGUCCUUAAAGCAUCUUCAGCGCAGGCAAUCUCUAAGACAGCCUGGGGAUGUGAUGGGAAGGAAAUACUGUACACCCCCUUGCAUGUUUCAAUGCAAAUUAAUGAUGGAGCUGACCUAAAGGAUGGUUUUCUCUUAACUUUUCCUUCCUUUUCUUUUCUCAUUUUUUACAGAGGUUCCUUUUUUUAUUAUUUACCUAGAUUUUUAUAGCUUGUAGAGGAUAUACAAAAUGUUACAGCAGAGCGGCAGCAUAGUUGAAAACAUUCAUUUCCUUGAUAAAAAAAAAAAAAAGAUUCUAAACAAAAUGUAGAAGCGAACAACAGAAGAUUAAUCCCACACUUGGAUAUCAUUACCACUUACAUUAACCAAUUUUGUUCCCAGUUCUAGGUUUAGAAUGAAAGCAUCAAGAUGUGGUUGUCAUUACGGGUUUGAAAAACAGCAAACUGCCUUUACUGUGUGUCUUUGGCCUUGUUGACCAAGCUGUAGCGGAUUUACAUAAUGCUGGGCUCCAAUAUAAAGAAAUAAAUGAACAAUUCCACUA
Molecule: messenger RNA, 5187 nt
Organism: Carassius gibelio (silver crucian carp)
Lineage: Eukaryota; Metazoa; Chordata; Actinopteri; Cypriniformes; Cyprinidae
Product: small conductance calcium-activated potassium channel protein 2-like
Exons: 9
Coding region: 396-2873 (825 amino acids)
Biological process (GO): potassium ion transmembrane transport
Cellular component (GO): plasma membrane; neuron projection; neuronal cell body
Molecular function (GO): calmodulin binding; small conductance calcium-activated potassium channel activity
Source: RefSeq, a predicted model, not a curated record